GCAAUUGUUUAAUCAUGUUUUAUUAUUGAUUGCAAUUGAUUGAACCUAAAUUUAUUGCAUUUUGACAUCAAACGUCAUACACAGGAGUGUGACGACAUAUCUUUCCAAAAAUGCGUCAAUCAUUUAUAUCGCCCAGAAAAAGUAUCGUCGAAAGACGGAUAACUUUACGAAGAGAAACUCUAAGAUUGCCUAUCUUUGAACCGUCAUUGUUAGAAAGAAGACUUUACGAGGCGUUCGAUGUGUUUGAUACUGCCAGGACUGGUGAGGUAAACGUUAGAGAUUUGGGAACUAUAAUUAGAUCAUUAGGGUGUGUCAUCACGGAAGCCGAGUUACAAGAAAUACAAGUAGAAGUUGAAGAUGUCGAAAGUAAUUGCGUGCCAAUAAACCGAUUUGUAGAGUACAUGAGCAAAGUGAUCAAUGAACGCAAGUUCAAACCAGCAGAACCAGAAGAAUUAUUGAAAGCGUUCCAAUUAUUCGAUCCUGAGAAUCGCGGAUACAUCAUGAAAGAGGAUUUAGAGAAAUCAACUAUGGAAAUUGGGGAGCCGUUCACGAAGGAAGAAGUGGCCGACAUGAUGGCCGUAGCCUGUGACGCGGAAACUGGAAAAAUUAAUUAUGAGGAUUACAUCAAUUUGCUAAUUAAAUGGAAGCUGAAAAAGCAGCAGAAUUGGCUAAAAAACGCAGAUGGGGAAGCAUUUUCUUUAAACAAGAUUAUACUUAACGCAAAAAAAUAUAUAUAUUAUUUUAGUGGACGUAAUUUAUAUAUGAAAGGGAUAUAAUUUAACGAUAUGUCAAAAUCUGUGAAUAGAAAAGUUAUACAAAGUUAUCUUAUAUUUUGUUGUAUAAAUAUACAUUUCCGAAAAAUACA
Messenger RNA from Wasmannia auropunctata (little fire ant), 865 nucleotides. Its product is annotated as EF-hand calcium-binding domain-containing protein 2-like. The transcript is spliced from 6 exons. Bases 111 to 776 code for a protein of 221 amino acids. The record is from RefSeq and is a predicted model, not a curated record. Gene Ontology annotation, molecular function: calcium ion binding. NCBI's taxonomy places the organism in Eukaryota, Metazoa, Arthropoda, Insecta, Hymenoptera, Formicidae.